GUCCAAUACCGUGAGAAAUAAUGCUUAAGGUCGUAGAAAAGAUAAUUCAACUGUUGCGGCCCAGGAUAUGUCAAUUCACGCAGUCCAAUAAGAACAUUUCCAAGCAUUUAUAUGAGAAGGCUAGAGCGGAGGAGAAUAUUCAUUUCCUUAAACUGCAAAGAGAGCAGCUGAAGUCCUUGCGAGAAAAGAUUCUCAGCCAGAAGAACGAAGUCACGACGAAGAUCAUUAAAGUGGAUCAACAGAUACAAUCGUUGGAAAAAUCUAAAACAGAAGAUAAUUCGAAUACAUAAAAAAAUCCAUUGUGCAUUCAAGGCAAACAUUAGAACCAUGAUGGAAAUUAAAUAGUGUGGCAGAAACCGUAA
This is a messenger RNA of Drosophila suzukii, 362 nucleotides long. NCBI's taxonomy places the organism in Eukaryota, Metazoa, Arthropoda, Insecta, Diptera, Drosophilidae. The record is from RefSeq and is a predicted model, not a curated record.